Molecule: messenger RNA, 2131 nt
Organism: Polistes dominula (European paper wasp)
Lineage: Eukaryota; Metazoa; Arthropoda; Insecta; Hymenoptera; Vespidae
Source: RefSeq, a predicted model, not a curated record
ACGAGACGAGACGACGCGACACGACACGACACGAUUCGACUCGACUCGUGAACUCUCGUAAAGAAUAAAAAGCAUAAAAACAUUGUGCAUUUUUACAAGAUUUAAAGUAAUCGGUUAACAUUAUACAAUAUCGCACGUGUACAAGAAGAAAUCUCCAUUUCUUUUUCAUAAAUUAUUCUUCAAUAUAUUUUAAUCUCUUGAAUUAUUUCGUCGCGUGGUUAGGGAGAGUUUCGCGCGUAACCUUCGUUACGAACGCACUUGGAAAGAAAGAAAAAGAGAUAGAAGAAGAAAAGGAAAAAGGGAGAAAGAGAUAGCACACACACACACACAUACACUCAUAUACAUAUCCAUAUGUAGUGUAAAGAAAAGAGACAAAAAGUGUGGGACCAACUUGAGUUUAUUCGAUUACGAGAGAAAGGGAGCGAGAGAGAAAGAGAAAAAGAAAGAAAGAGACAGAAGAUCGAAAGGACGACUAAUUAGGGAUACGCAGAGAGUUAUAGAGGAUAUAAAAACAUUAACCAUAAGCCAUGGGUAAGACGCCAAAGAAGGCGGCCCCUGGGGGCGAUGAGAGGAAUUCUUGCGUUCGGAGAAUCAAGCCAACGACCGCGUCGUCUAAAACCUCCGAAUCUGAGAAACAACGCGAGUCGGACUAUUCGAACAGACCAAGGCUGAGUAAUAUUCAGAAAAAAGUUCUUCCCAGUUCUACGAAAAAAAAUAAACUUCAUAACACAGCAAAUAGCUUAAAUCAACAAUUGGUAAAGAAUUUAUCUAAGGAUACAGUUAAAGAAGGUUCGGUGCAAAAUAUGCUUCAACAUUUGCGACAAGUAAAGCAACAAAAGAUGCAAUCUAAGUUAGAGGAAGCAGAAUCGACAAGUAGUAGUAUAUCUAUAGAGAUUGAUAAUAAGGAGGAAACCGUGAAUGAUGUAGAUAACAAGAAAGAAGAAACUACAACCAAAGACAGUAAUGCUAAUCAUACAACAGAGGAACAAGAUUCUACAACUAAUACAAAUAUCGAGAAAAAGACUGCCGAGAGUAUAGAUGAAGAUACAACAACAACAACAACAACAACAACGUCUACGAACAAUGAAACCAUUCAAUCGCAGGAUAAAGAAAACGAAAAGAAAGAUCAUUUGGAAGAGAAUAAUAAACAAUGUGACGAACAAGAGCAAGAUGAGAUGCAAUUACAUUUACGAGUGGAUGAUAGUCCUGCAAAAUCACCUGAUACUACAUCGACUAUUAGUAUAGUGAACGAUGAAAAUGAAUUGGAUGAAUUACCUCAAAUACAGGUAGUAAGUGACGAAGUUAAAGAAAAGAAAAGUUCUCAAACCGAAUCGGAAGCAGGAACAGAAAGUUGUUCCGUGGAUAUAGUAGAAUCUGUAACAUCUGAAUUAUCUGAGGCAUCUGAACCACCGAGUCAGCAGGAUACUCAGAAAGAGAGAGAAAACUUAGAUUUAAAUGCAAAGAACGAAAUGUUAGGUAUUAAUUAUGAUGCAUCGGUGACAUUGAAAGACGUACAAAUUAAAUUAAACGAUUGUCUUAAAGAAAAAUUAAAACACGUUGAAGUAUGCGAAAGUGAUGAUAACAAUAUAUCCAAUUUAUCUGCAAGCAAUACUUUUGGUAAAACUUUGCGAAAUAUUUCUGGAAGAACUGCGAUUGAUAGAUUUCGGCAUUCGUCAUCAUAUGAUUUUUGGGUUUCACCAAAUAAUAGUCAAUCAACAAAUAUAUCGAUGUCACAGUCACCACGAAGAGACACGACAAAUACCAAAAUUUUACGUUACAGUACAGGAUUGUCAGACGUAAUGUCGAGUAAUGGUAGUUUUGUAGAAAGAAAACGUAAAUUAGCAGAUUCUCCAGAAUCAACAGCUACUUUAAAGAAACAAAAAACGGAACAAAGUAGUUUAUUGAAUACAUCAAUGGAUAUUAUUAGGGGGUUACGUAAACCAAUACAAAUUUCGACACCAAAUAUAAGUUACAAGGAACAAUCUGAUAAAUUAAAUAUUAGUGAAAUAAAUGAUGGUAAUGAUAAGUUUUUAUCAAUGCAUACUACUGAAGAUGGUACAAAGAAGUGGUGUGUCAUUAUGUAAAAUAAUGGAAAAAAAAAGAAAAGAGAAAAGAGAAAAGAAAAAAAAAA